[Torrubiella] hemipterigena is the source of this 1459-nucleotide messenger RNA. NCBI's taxonomy places the organism in Eukaryota, Fungi, Ascomycota, Sordariomycetes, Hypocreales, Clavicipitaceae. The record is from the annotation of a GenBank genome assembly.
CGCACGCACAGCGGGGACGAGCCCUGGAAAGCACAGUGUGGCACAGUACAGUACAGUAUAGAUGGUUGUCAGAUGGUAGUUACUCCAAACGGCUGCCUCUCUUUGUAUCGACUCCUCUUUCAUUAUACCACCUAUGAUAUCUGUUGAUGCUUCACCUCACCAGUCUGGCAUUAGCGGUGUCUACAUAAAACACAAAAAUCAAAGACAAGAUGUCUGUUCCGCUACAGGCCUCCAUCCCUCUGGCCCUUCGUCUGGAGAACGAGGCAGGACAACCCAACAUCACCAGACUUAUUGAGAACCCAGGCGCGUCACCUUGCGGUCGUACGGUAAAUGAGUUCAAUUUCCUACGUGAGCAUGCGCAUCUCGAAGAGUCAACAGUGCUCUUCACCUCCAUCAUUAGAGCCAUCCAUCUUCACCCCGACUGGACUCAGCUCCGUGCAUUCUUCUCCAAACGCUACACGAAGAGAGAAAUGUUCUCAGAUCGUGAUCUCCGCAAACUAACACCACCAAAAGACUUUACCAGCUCCAAGGACAAAAGUGUGACUGCCAACUUCAAAACUGACCCAAGCCUAGCCGGUGUGGCAAAGGAUAUCAAAGAACAGCUUGCCGUUGCUGGCCGUACCGUCCGCUCUGGCAUCAUAGGAACAGACCCCCAAACAGCAGCAAUUGGACCAGCAAUCGGCCUUGCUCUGGGUGCAGGUAAUUUUAUGGAUCUCAUAUAUCGCGAUUCACACAUCGGCAAUGCAUCCAGCAAAGCUCCCACGGCAGAAGACUGGGCCAAUCUUUGGGGCGACAUUGCCGACUGGGUGUACGAAUACGAUUCCACGUCACUGGAGCACUUCUUUCUGGGGACGUAUACAUAUAAGCGUGGUGUUACAGAUUCAGACCGCAAGUCCUUCCGCCCUGGCAGCAAAUUACCCAAGGGAAUGCUGGCCACAGACGCAGUUGACGCUGCGGAUACCAUCCAUAGCGCCUUCAAGCAGCUUGCAGCCCAACCGAUGGAGUUUUACGGCAUGGAAUGGGAUUUUCUAGAAUUGGAAGCAAGUCCUGCGUUGAGAGACCAAUUUUACGCACGAUUCGGCAGAAGAGGUGCCGACAAUGACACCACUCGCCGGAAUCUGUUCGUAAAUCUUGAGAACCAGCCCGAGAUUCGCGUGCCCACCAUGAAGCAACUGCAUUGGUGCCCCGUCAGCCUCAGCGGUAUUGAUUGGGAAAAUUGGGUUCUAUCACUCAGAGGGGGGCAUGUCGUCGUUCCUCACACAGUACUUGAAGUAAGUCAUUUUCUUCUCCCGCAAGCGUUAGGUCCACUAACAACCCUUCAGGCUCUCUGGGCAGUAAUGUUCAUUUCGCAGCUACCUCUGCGUCUUGAAAUUGUACCACUAGGUAGCAAGUUGCCUUACCUUCGAGACUCGGACACCAUAUACAUGUAAAUCUAUAUACCAAUUCUAUUUUAUUUUCU